Teleopsis dalmanni is the source of this 6280-nucleotide messenger RNA. RefSeq lists its product as uncharacterized. Gene Ontology annotation, cellular component: nucleus. Gene Ontology annotation, molecular function: p53 binding; zinc ion binding; histone methyltransferase activity. The record is from RefSeq and is a predicted model, not a curated record. NCBI's taxonomy places the organism in Eukaryota, Metazoa, Arthropoda, Insecta, Diptera, Diopsidae. The coding region runs from base 882 to 6269 and encodes 1795 amino acids. The transcript is spliced from 13 exons.
AAUAAGUAUGCCAAAUAAAUUUGUGUAAUGGUGGCAACCUAUAAUUUACUCUAAUCAAAUAAGAGAAGGCAAUUUUUAUGAGAAUAACAAAAUCCAACUGUCAAAAAAUGAAGUUGUGAGAAUAAAAUUAGUGCAGAAAUUAAACGAAGCACUGUUAGCGGAGCAGAGUAAUGAGACCAAUAAUAUUUCUGUUCAUUAUUUAAAGACACUACAGUGAAGUGAAUGCGCGGCGGAUGGAUGAGAGGUCUUUGAUAAAAUUAAGAAAAAUAUCAAUUCAACUAAAAAAAAAUAAUGUGAAAAAAAUUAUUAAAUUUAUUAAUUGAAAUAAUACUGUGCAAUAUAUUAAUAUUUUAUUUGUAUUCAAAUAGAUAUUUAGUGAAAUAAAGUGAACAAAUUAAAAAUGGUGAACUAAAGAAAAAAAAAUUAGUUGAACCAAUAACAAGAAGGCAUGUGAGCUAAUCAUUUUAAAAUUCAUAAAAAAAAGUGUUAAGUUUUGUAUGCAAAGCAAUUGUUCGAAAUAUAGAGAAAAGAAAAGUUAUUAAAAUUAAAAAUAUAUAAAAAACAACAAUAAAAAAAUGAAAAACAUAUAUAAAACUGUAUUGGCAAUAAAUUAUGUUUUCUUUACAAGGUUUUAUUACGAAGUGUUUGGAUAAUUGAAAUAUUCGCUUCCUCUGCAGCUGCUCUUUGAAAAUUUACGUCGUUAUACAUACAAACAAACACAUGCAGACGAGAGUUAAUUGGCAUAAUCAAAAUUAAAAAAAAAAGAAAAUAACUUAACUAUUAAUAAAUUUGGUGGUCGUAACCAAAAGAAAUCACUUCACAAAAACAAGAAAAAAACUAUAUUUAUUUUAUAUGAAAUAAAAUAAUUAAUUAUAAUAAAAAUGACAGACUUUAUGGAUUCGACGCUGCUUAGCAGUAUGUCGUCCACUUUUAACGCUGAUUGCGCCACCACCACGGAAGAGGGUGGCGCCCUCUUAAAUCUUGAUUUGGCCGAGGAUAAAACAUUAAAAUGGCGUAAAUUAGCAAAUAAUCAAUUUGCUAGCAAAAAUAAAGAAAAAAAAUUUAUCAAAUCUGAAACACAAAUAGUGCAAUUGCAAACAAAUGCUGAGCAUAUACAAGAGCAAAAGCAGAAUGAACAAAAACAACAACAACAACAUCUGCCAAAGCACGAAAAUACAGCUAUCAAUGAUGAUAAUGCUACUAAAAUAACUGCACAAACCACAACAACAACAACAACUACAGCAGCAACAGUAACAAAAAUGAUGUUAAACAAUGAAAGUAAUAGUAAAAAUUUAAUUGAAGAAAAUUUGGAAAUCGUGCAGGAUACUACAAAACAAAACGACAUUAUAGUAACAGAAAAAGAACAAAAAAUAUCGGAAGGGGGGCUAAGAGUGCAAAAGAAUGGUACUAAUAAAGCCGAUAGUGGCACGGUUAUUGCUGCUACUUUUAAUGAAACAGCAUUAUCCACCGUUCAAGGCCAGCAAGUACAUAACAACAAAAACAGUGCUAUGCACGACGACAACGACAACGACGACGACGACGUCUUUGUUAUUCGUGCAGCUAGCGUCGGCGCAGAAAACAAAGCGAAAACAGAAACGAAAAUAAACACAACAUUAACAGUAGUAGCAUCAUCGCCACCACAAACGAAAAAUGCUGAUGCCCAAAAUUUGGAAUUAUCAAUUGCCGAUGCUGAUGCUGAUGCUGUUGCUGUUACUGUUGCUGCUGGUACGAUUGAUACGAUUGGUAAUGUUGUAUCUGCUGGUCUUAUCAUAAAAUUGGAAAAUGAAAAUUGUGUUAAAAAUGAAAAUUGUGUUAAAAAUGAAAAGACCGCAAAAAAUACUGUCGCUCUUACUGCUGCAAGUGAAUUUUCUGCAAUACCAACAAUAAUAGCAACAACAACAACAACAACAACAAAUACUCAAACCAUUCGAACACAAUCAACAGUUGCAGAAACAAAAAUAGCAAAAUUGCCUCCAGCAUUAAUUCCAACUAUAACAGCUCCAACGUCAACAUCUGCAACACCACUUGUUGUUGUUACAGCCGCUGCAGAGAACGCUGUUUCAGCUUCCUCGCCGAUGACUGAUGACGUUGGUUUUACGGCAACUGAUAAAAAUGAUACACGUGCUACAAGCGUCAGUCCAUUACGUCGUUUGCGGCGUGCACGUCGUCUUUCUGAAGUCGCUACCACAGCUGAAGUCGAAUUUGGUUCUUCUCAUGCAACAACCGCAGCACCAACUGAUGCACCAAAACCCGUUUCACCUGAUUCUCCUGUUAUGGAACAAGCCAAGCCAAUAACAACAAAAACAAAUACAGUUACUGCACAAAUACUACCGCCACCUAAACGUGGACGUGGACGUGCUAAAAAAAUUCCCUCAACGGAUGUCGUAAAUACUGAGAAAAGUAUAGAAAUAAGCGAAAGUGUUAGUGGCGUUAGCAGCAAUGAGGCCGCCACCGUACGUACCAAUCCAGAGAAGAAGGUUGGACGUAAACGUAAACAUGUGGAAGAUAUUGAUAAAAAAGGUUUAGGCCACAUUAAAGGUAAUGAGGAUGUGCAGUUAGAUGAAGUUAAAGAUGCUGCUUCCCAGGCAUUACUUAAUGACGGCAAGAGAAUGCGAAGAAGUGUGCGUUUGGGUCAACGCAUGGAUGGAUUUCGUAUUUUGGAGGGACCCGGUUUGGAUGAGCUUAAAACAGAAACUCCUUUACCUUCUAAUAAUCUAACUAAGGCAGAUUGUGUCGAUGCAAUAAAUCAUUCCGAAAAUAUUCCAAGCAAACGUAAACAUAUGACAACAAUGCUAAUUGAGAAAGCUCCACCAAAAAAGCGUGGACGAAAAGCUAAAGUCCAACAGUUGGAUAAUCAAAAAAUUCAACCUACUCAGCAAACUGUGUUGAAUAUUACUACGAAUAAUGGCAAUAGCAGUGGAGACAGUAGUCAAAAUUCACCACCAAAUUCAGAGAAGAAAAAAUCUUCUAAUAUGACACAUUUCAUACCAAAGCGAUCUCAACGACGCAUAAAACCUACAACAAAAAUACUAGAAAAUGAUGAACUGCGUUACGAGUUCGAAACCAAAAAUAUUGAACGUAUAACAGCUCAAAAUUGGGAAUCAAAUAAUGAGAUUAAAUUUGAAAGUCCAACGCAUCAAAUUUCAACUAAUGAUAACACACCAGGUACAUCUAAGCAAAAAAGCGAGAAAUCUGAAGCUAGCAACGAUAGCAAUAAUCAACAUCCAAACGGUUCGCAUGCAAUUAAAAAAAAACUUUUUAGCAAAAACCGUCGUGAUAUUGCAGCAUCUAUUACUGCACUUAAGGUAAAGAAUGCACUAAAACCAGCACCAGAAGUAGAUAAGUUUUUAAGCGAAGUUAAAACAUUAAAAUUGAAUCUAAACAGAUCGCCUGAAGAGAAGAAACUAAAUAAAAAACAAUUACGUCGAUUAGCUAAACAAAAAGAAAAGCAUUUGGAUAAGCUCGGCUUACGACGUGUCACAAAUAAAGAGACUAGCGAUAUUGACAGUUCUACAGACAAUGAGGAAUUUGUACCGAAUACUCGUGUACAAGUCAGUAAACCCAGUCUUACUUUGCGCACACGUACCGCUAAGGAGUCGACGCCCCCGCAAACACAGUCACAAACAACAGCUCCUGCUAAAGUAUCUCGUAGAGUACAAAAACACAAGUCAACGGUUUCACGUAACGAAAAUGAACAAAUAGAAAUAGAAUCCACACAAUUGCGCACAUUAAAUGCCAUACAGGCGGUUGGAACUACGGUCACGCCAACAACUUCUCCCAAGCAAACACUUAAUUUCAUCUGCCUAUGUCAAAGUCAAUCUCAGUAUUUCACCAAAAACACUAAGUCAUCAUUUUGUUGUGCCAUUGACAAUAUUGAAGAUCAGAAAGUUGGUUGCUGCAAUGAAUUAAAUGGACAGAUCCUUAAUUUAUUACGCCCCAGUCAACGUGUUGGUUAUAUGAUAUUGUGUGAUGAUCAUAAAAAACGCUUAAAAGCACAUAAUUGCUGUUCGGGUUGUGGAGUUUUCUGUACGCAGGGAAAGUUUGUAUUGUGUAAACAACAACACUUCUUUCAUGGCGAAUGUGCACAGAAAUAUAUACUUAAUAGUCCUUACGAUCCUUUACAACCUGCAACAAGUUAUUCUAGUCCAACAUUGGUGCUAAAAUGUCCGCAUUGCGGCACAGAUACACCGGAACGUACCUCAACUGUAACAAUGAAAUGCCAAUCCUUGCCAGUCUUUAUAUCUAGUCAGAAAAAUAAAAUUAAACCAGCUAAAAUGUCUAUUUCGGGUGACUUACCAGUUAUUGGUAAUAAUCGUUCAUCGAAUACAAAUGGCGCUUCUGGUUCAUCUAACACAAAUAACAAAAUUAGGUGCAAUAGUAUAAAUUUUGAACAAUUAAUACCAGAAUCGGUUAUGAAUAUUAUUGGUAAUAUGGUCGAAAGAACCGUAAUGGAAAGGAAUAGUAGAACCCCAGAGUUCUCAACUCGUGAUAUGUUCUAUGCAAUAAAAAACGAUGAUCUCGAACGCGUUGCACAGAUACUUGCUUCCGAUUAUGAUGUCACAGUACGUAUGCGUGAAGCUAUUAAUGGCACAUGUUUGCAUUUGGUCGCCCACUACGGUACACUGCAAAUGGCGUACUUACUGUUGUGUCAGGGAGUUGGAAGUGAAUUUAUAAAUGUUAUAGAUCGUGAACUGCGUACCUCGGCUAUGUGUGCCGUAAUGUCAGACAAAUGUGAUAUUCUCAAUUUGUUUAUACAAUGUGGUUCCGAAUUAAUGAUAAAAGGUCCUGAUGGUAAGACCUGUCUUCAUAUCGCCGCUAAAUUGGGGAAUCUGGAAGCAACACAGUUAAUUGUUGAUAGUUUCAAAUCAAGUAAAAGUAUUUCACAAUUUUUGAGUUUUCUUAAUGCGCAAGAUGAUGGUGGUUGGACGGCUAUGGUGUGGGCAGCUGAGUUGGGACACACUGAGAUUGUUACUAUGUUGCUGCAUUAUGGCGCCGAUCCAGAUAUUUGUGAUAACGAUAAUAACACAGUGUUGCAUUGGGCAACACUACACAACAAUGGUUUGGAAACUAUUACGGUAUUAUUACAAGCCGGAACUGACUGUAAUGUACAAAAUAUUGAAGGCGAUACACCACUACAUAUUGCUUGUCGUCAUUCUAUUACACGCCUUUGUCUCGCACUCAUUGCAAAUGGUGCUGAUUUAAUGAUUAAAAAUAAAGGUGGACAAUUACCAUAUGACUGUAUACCACAUGAAGAUUCCGAAUGUGCACGUACAGUAGGUUUUAAUAUUCACAUGCGUUCCUUUAAGCCGCUUGGACUGCGCAAUCGUAUUAUAUGUAGUGAUAUCUCAAAUGGUCGUGAGAUACGGCCUAUACAAGCAAUACGUAGAGAUAGAAUAUUGUUAGCACCGGAUGAAGCUGAUGAUAUAAUGUUACCUGAUUUCAAAUAUAUUACAAAGACAAUUAUAUUACAAAAUUCAAUACAAAUAGAUAAUCGUAUAUCACAAAUGCGUAUUUGCUCUUGUAUUGAUGGUUGCAGCACGGACCUUUGUCAAUGUACGGGCGCAUCUGUACAAAUCUGGUAUACUGUUGAAGGACGUUUAAAUACUGAAUUUAAUUAUGAUGACCCCGCUGUUAUAUUUGAAUGUAACGAUGUCUGUGGUUGCAAUAAGCUCUCUUGUAAAAAUCGUGUGGUGCAGAGCGGAAUACGUGUACCUAUGCAAAUAACAGAAUGUGAAGAUCCAUGUAAGGGAUGGGGUGUUCGUGCAUUGGUCAAUGUGCCCAAGGGAUCAUUUGUGUCGGAAUAUACUGGAGAAAUACUAACUGAAUUCGAAGCAAAUCGUAGAACUGACGACAGCUACUUUUUUGAUUUGGGAGAAGGUCACUUCAUUGACGCUAAUUAUUAUGGCAAUAUUAGUCGGUUCUUUAAUCACUCGUGCGAUGCUAACGUGGUACCCGUUCGUGUUUACUUUGAGCAUCAGGAUUAUCGUUUUCCAAAAAUUGCAUUUUUUGCCUGCCGUGAUAUAGCAGCUGGCGAAGAAAUUUGCUUUGAUUACGGCGACAAAUUUUGGAUGAUUAAGAAACGUUAUUUUAAUUGUGCAUGCUUAUCAUCUAUCUGCCGUUAUUCACAAAACACUCCUGAACCUGAUUUGAUGGUUUCUGAAUUAAAUGAUGCGCAAUCACAAAAUGGUAUAUCAAACGAAGUUCAAAUUUUUUUUUGGGUGUGCUUAAUUGCAUUAAUCUAUACAUAUUUAUGCAUUUUGUACCGCUGAACUAAACUGAC